AAUAGGGAAGAAGACUUCCAGCAAAAUUUUCACACAGUUUGAUUUACCCACGCAGAUCCAAGAAAACAUUAGCGAUGUGGAUUGCUUAUCUUGGGUAAUAUUGUGCCCAGUGUUUGCGUUUCAAAACAAUUGUGCGUGAUAAUAGGAGACCUGCCUGCCUGCCUGCCAUGAUAAGCUGUCCGACGCAGCGACGUUGUUAAGCAUUGCGAAGAAUCGGGUUGAAAAACAAUAUUCAGUGAUAUACAGCAGAAAGAAUCCGUCAUGACCGAGAGCAAGGCGAGUGUGUGCUUCAGCUUGCUGUACAUUCUAUGUAUUCAAGUGUUAUCCACAAACUCGCGUACCUCCACUCUGUGGAAGCUGAAUCCGGACGAGGGCAAAAUCGUCAGUGUUGCGUCCGAUAGCGACUGUAACCUUCAGGGCACAGACUCCCGCGUGGCUAGCAACCGAGUCGCAACCGAUGACAACGACUACAGCACAGGCGAGCACAAUGGCGAAGAGUACGUGCACCAGUACGUCGAUGCGGAAGAUGACGGUUCAACAUUCUACAUAAUCACCUCGACGGCAGCUAACUACCGGGAGAACACUUGGAGGCGGCAAUCGCGGGACAAUGUUAUAGUGAACUUACCAAAAGACUCAUCCAGUAGUGGCCCCAAUGCCAGCGGACCCAAGAGUGGCACGGAAGCGGAAACGGACGUUCUCGAUUGUGGUAAACCGGUCAACUUCACCUACUACGAUGAUUUGAUUGGUGUCGCGCAGCGGUACAGCCAUCCAAUCGUGCCGGAGCCGGAGGUGGCAUAUCUGUUUCUGAAAAAGAAAGGUCCCAAGUCGCUGAAAAACUUCGACAUCGAUGCGCUGGAGCGACGCCUUCGUAAGGCAAAAAGCGAAAAGCCACGCUCGUUGCAGCUCUACAACCAGAUUGGCAACUUUUGGCGAAUAAAGGGCGAUGCGCGCCAUUCGAUUGAGUGCUUCCGCAAGGCGCUGGCGAUUGCUCCCACGAACGCCGAAGUGCUGCUGAACCUGGCGCGGGUUUUGUUCAACCUGCAAUACCUAGACGAUGCCAUUCAUCUUACGCGACGGUCGCUGGAGGUGCAACCGAGAGAUCGUAGUGCCUGGCGGCAGUACUUCACGCUGGGGGAAAUCUUUAAGGCGUAUGGCCAUUUCCAAGAGUCGGUCAAUCACUUACGCCAGGCACUGGAGCUCUACCCCCAGUACGAGCCCAUCAAGAAGGCCAUCGCCGAUGUGGAGAACAUUUCGGCCUCGUCGCUGCACAUCUUCACAAUUAUCAUCAUUAUAUUCUUGGUUAUGUGCGUCCUGUACGUGAUUCUCUCUUCCAACGAAGGAAGCCAGAACAACCAAGAAGUCGAGCACAAGGCCACGCGCCACUUCAACCGGGCCAUGGCCAUGCGGUCGCUGAAAGGCUUUACGCAGCGAUCGUUCAAAAACCGCAAGUAAACGCGCCCAUCGUCGCAGCAUCAUCGUGGAAAAGGCACCGUGCGCUUCGGUCGUCGAAUGGUGUAGAGUAUAAGAUGAGAUUUGUGAAAAUCUUCCGAUAUGCCACGCGCCCCCCAGGUGUAAGCUAAUGCAAAAAAGCAAGUAACAGUAAAACACGCUAGUGGUAUCUUAGAAAUCGCGCGAACGGCAAACUUUAAAAUGCCUUUGUGCACGACGUAACACUUCAGAGGUUUAACUUUAAAACAGAACAGGCAAGACAAACAAAAGCAUGACUACUUUAGAAAGGCACUGCUAAUAUAACUAUGAACUAUGCUACCAUUCUUCGAAUUUCGAAUCGCCAUACUAGUACUCAAGACGUUACUUGUUUUCCCCAAGACGCACUCGUUUUAUUUUCCUUUUUUUGCGUUUCUUGCUUAAUUUGCGAUCUAUGUGGUGCAGAGAGACACUUCAUUUCGCUAGGCAAUUGAAGACAAAAUGCCCUCUAACGGUGCACCUCCGAGUUGUGAAGGUUGUGAGGAAAACAUAUAUAUAUAUAUAUAUAUUGCAAAACAAACAAACACCGGAAGUUCAAUGGUUUACCUUUUCGUUCAAGCGGAAUUAAAAAAAAUAAGAGCUCGAAAGUAA
Messenger RNA from Anopheles coustani, 2076 nucleotides. RefSeq lists its product as uncharacterized. The transcript is spliced from 5 exons. Gene Ontology annotation, biological process: actin filament polymerization. The record is from RefSeq and is a predicted model, not a curated record. The coding region runs from base 262 to 1452 and encodes 396 amino acids. NCBI's taxonomy places the organism in Eukaryota, Metazoa, Arthropoda, Insecta, Diptera, Culicidae. Gene Ontology annotation, molecular function: protein binding. Gene Ontology annotation, cellular component: actin cytoskeleton; cytoplasm.